Benincasa hispida (wax gourd) is the source of this 3311-nucleotide messenger RNA. Its product is annotated as serine/threonine-protein kinase EDR1-like. The record is from RefSeq and is a predicted model, not a curated record. NCBI's taxonomy places the organism in Eukaryota, Viridiplantae, Streptophyta, Magnoliopsida, Cucurbitales, Cucurbitaceae. Gene Ontology annotation, cellular component: cytoplasm. Gene Ontology annotation, biological process: signal transduction; protein phosphorylation. Gene Ontology annotation, molecular function: ATP binding; protein tyrosine kinase activity.
AAAAAGUGAGAGGAGAGGGGGAAUUAAAAGGGUUCACGCGGAGGAAGGUGUGGAUGUUGGUAAGCCACCCCGUUCGCCAGCUGGCUGUCGGAGAGAGGCGUCCCGGAGAAACUCACAACCCAAACCCUUUCUCUCCUUCCUUCUUCUUCUUCUUCCAUUUUUCAAUUUCCAUUGCACGUGAUUCGCCAUCUCCCAUUUCUCUGUAAAACUUCUCUCUCUCAAACAGACUCCAUCGCUUUCUUCGUCCAUCAAUUAUAUCAAAUCAAAUCCUUUCUUUCCUCUCACUCUAUCCUUUCCUCUCCUUUCCUCUCCCCCAUCAUCAUCAUCAUCAUCUUCUUCUUCUUCUUCUUCUUCUUCUUCUUCUUCAACGUUCAAUUCAUUCAUUCAUUCAUUCAAAUGCUCCGAUCCGCUCCAGCGCUUAUGCCCAAUCAUUUUGACGUUCCUGUUUCUCGGGUAUUAUGCCAUCCAGCUUGAAGAUAUUGGGGGGAACCUUAAGGGUUUUAUCAGUGGUUUUUUGUUGACUGAGGAGUAUGUAAGUUCGAUUAGACCUUAUAUGGGUGUAGGAACUACUUGGUGAAAUGGUUUUAUAUUCUGAACAUCUAAAGGAAUGGAGGAUCAGCGAGAUGAUGUUGCACCAUCAGAGCAAGGGCCUUCCAAUGCUUCCUGGUGGUCUUCUGAUUUCGAGGAGAAAUUUGGAUCUGUUUCUUUGGGCCCUCGGGAAGAUAUUGUGAGUGAAAAGGAAGAAAUCAUCAAUUCUGACCAAGAUGUGUUGUUGUCGCCUCAUAGGGCUUCUCAAAUUCUCUGGCGCACUGGAAUGCUUUGUGAACCAAUUCCAGAUGGUUUCUAUUCUGUUAUUCCGGAUAAAAGGCUAAAAGAGCGGUUCCACAGUAUUCCGUCGCUGGAUGAGCUUCGUGCUUUGGAGGCUGAAGGUUAUAGAAACGAUGUUAUUCUUGUGGAGACGGAGAAAGAUAAAAAGCUUUCUAUGCUGAAGCAACUGAUCCUGACACUGGUUAAAGGAUUGAGUUCAAAUCCAGCUGCAAUUAUCAAGAAGAUUGCUGGACUGGUUUCUGAUUUUUAUAAACGACCAAUUUUAGAUAGUCCAGCAAAAGCUGCUCUAGAAGAAAACUCCCACUUGUUCGAGGAUAGAGGCAUUCAAUUACUUGGACAAAUAAAAUUUGGUUCUUGCCGUCCAAGAGCUAUCUUAUUUAAGGCUCUGGCGGACACGGUAGGGCUUGAAAGCCGUCUCAUGGUGGGCUUGCCAAAUGAGGGGGCUAUUGGGUGCGUGGAUUCAUACAAGCAUAUGUCUGUGACAGUUGUGUUGAAUUCUGUGGAAUUAGUUGUCGAUCUGAUGCGAUUUCCUGGCCAGUUGUUACCUCGGUCGACUAAGGCAAUUUUUAUGACCCAUAUUUCUGCUGCUGGUGAAAGUGAUUCUGCAGAAAACGAUUCCUGUGAUUCACCACUAGAACCUAAUAGUCCUCUUUAUGGUUUCUCAGAAAGAGUUGAUCCUGACAGUGCCGAGAAAGAUGAGAGCCUUCAAUUCCAUAGAAAAUUUGAAGCAGCUUCAAAUGCAUAUGGUCAUUCAUUGCGCAACAUGAUGUUGCGAUCAAGUACAACACUUGACAGGAAACUGAGUUUAUCACAUAGUGAACCUAACAUUGCAAAUGCAUUUUGGCGACGUAGUCGGAGAAAGGAUAUUGCUGAACAGCGGACUGCUAGUUCAAGUCCAGAGCAUCCUUCAUUUCGGGCGCGUGGCCGGUCUAUGCUUAGUGGGGAUAGGAAAGCCUUCAGAGAUUUUUCUGAUGAUGUCUCUACUUCAAGAUCAGAUGGCGCUUCAACUUCAACUUCAACUUCAGAAGCACGUCGAUUAAGAAGAAGGAGCAUCAGCAUUACUCCUGAGAUUGGUGAUGAUAUCGUGAGGGCUGUACGAGCAAUGAAUGAAACACUGAAGCAAAAUCGUCUUUUGAGAGGACAAGAAGAUGACAGGUCGUUCUCCCACCCUUCAAAUGAAAGAAAUAGUAGUUCAGAUGUUCGGAGAAAUGAUCAAGUGGGUUCUCAAAGAGCAAUAUCAUUACCAUCAUCGCCACAUGUGUAUAGGGGUCAAACCUCUGAUAGAAUUGAGCAUUCAGCGUAUGCAAAUGAUGAAUUAGGCUCAAAAUGGACUAAAGUUCUUGAAUCUUUCUCCUUGAAUGACAAACCACUAUUACCUUACCCAGAGUGGAACAUCGAUUACUCAGAACUGACAGUUGGAAUUCGUAUUGGAAUUGGGUUUUUUGGAGAAGUUUUCCGUGGCAUUUGGAAUGGAACAGAUGUGGCAAUCAAAGUUUUCCUAGAGCAAGAUCUAACUCCUGAAAACGUUGAAGACUUCUGUAACGAGAUAUCAAUUCUUAGUCGUCUUCGACAUCCUAAUGUUAUACUAUUUCUGGGGGCAUGCACAAAGCCACCACGCUUAUCAAUGAUCACCGAAUACAUGGAAAUGGGUUCCUUGUAUUCCUUAAUCCAUUUGAGUGGUCAGAAAAAAAAACUUAGCUGGCGGAGGAGACUGAAGAUGUUGCGUGACAUAUGCAGGGGUUUGAUGUGCAUACACCGAAUGAAAAUAGCUCAUAGAGACCUAAAAAGUGCAAAUUGCCUAGUGAACAAGCACUGGACCGUCAAGAUAUGUGAUUUUGGACUUUCAAGAAUAUUGACAGAUACUCCAGCAAGAGGGUCUCCAUCUGCAGGAACUCCAGAAUGGAUGGCUCCUGAGCUAUUUCGAAACGAGCCCUUCACUGAAAAGUGUGAUAUUUUCAGCUUGGGGGUCAUUAUGUGGGAGCUAUGCACGCUAAACAGACCAUGGGAGGGUGUUCCACCUGAGCGGGUAGUUUAUGCUGUUGGCACCGAGGGAUCCCGCCUCGAGAUUCCCGAAGGCCCACUUGGCAGGCUUAUAUCAGAUUGUUGGGCAGAACCAAAUGAACGGCCAAGCUGCGAAGAGAUUCUCUCACGCUUGCUGGACUGCGAGUACUCACUUUCUUGAUAUGGUUUGUUUUGUUUUUUUCUUUCUUUGUUUUGUCUGUGUACAGAAAACAUGGUAGAGGUGCUACUUUUGAUGUUCUCGGCUCCAAUUGUGAAACUCUUGUUGAUUUUUCCAACCAUUGUUAUACAAUUUAAAGGGAGAAAAAAAAAAGAAAAAAAAAAGAGAGAACCUGUUGGUUUUUAUCUUCCAAUGGUUUCUUUCUAUGCUAUAAAGAAGCAAAGACCAUCUCAGUUUCUGACUCGAAAACUUAAAAGCAUCUCACUUGCUUUACGUGUAAGAAGUGAGAAGAAUCUUCGGUUUG